Phytophthora nicotianae INRA-310 is the source of this 814-nucleotide messenger RNA. RefSeq lists its product as hypothetical. The record is from RefSeq and is a predicted model, not a curated record. Bases 29 to 658 code for a protein of 209 amino acids. The transcript has a single exon. Gene Ontology annotation, cellular component: extracellular region. Lineage: Eukaryota; Oomycota; Peronosporomycetes; Peronosporales; Peronosporaceae.
UCCACGGACCUCUCUAGUCGCCACUGCAAUGCGCACUUUCACGCCUGUCCUGCUUGUGGCUACUGUCGCCGCCGUUGCCUCCGCGCAGUCCAGCUCUGGCACGACAACGACUGCCUCGCUGUCGUCUGCAUCGGGCUCAGGAUCGGCGUCCAUGUCGGCAGAGCUCGCGGCCAUCUCCGAGUGCAACAGCACUCAGUUGGACGCGGGCGAGGCCAUUCUAACGUCGAACCAGCGCGCAGAGCAGUGUGAGGAGGCCCUGAGCUUGCAAUCCGGCACAAUGCUGCAGGUGACGACCGCCGACGCCACCGAGAUGUGCGACACAGCGUCCUGCAAGGCCGCCCUACAGGAGCUGUACAACGAGCUGCCUAACUGCCGCUACAACCUCUGGGGUCUACAAUAUUCGGCCAAGAAACUGCUAGAGUACUGCGGCAUCACGCCUACCAACUCGACCGACUCGGACUCCAGCAGCGGCUCCGUCGGCUGGAGCGUCAACUCGGGUUCGGCCUCGUUCGCACCCGCAGGAGCUACGGAUGCCCCCUCCACGGCCAGCAGCACAACUGGUGACAGCUCUGCUGGAUCCAGUGCUGCUACUACUACGACCGCUGUCUCGACCAUGUUGGCAGCUACCGUGAGCCUCAUCGCUGCUUACUUGGCCUAAGCCUUCAAGUCAUAGGGAAAUCGUGACUGACACAGCGUGCUCUCUUGCUCCUUCGUUUCUCGUCAAGCAAUUGUUUCGUGUUUGCAACGAGCUGGUUUUUGAGGUUAGUCCACAUUUUAAAAAUGAAUUCUUCUUUUAUCUUGGGUUUCUCUUGCC